This is a messenger RNA of Mollisia scopiformis, 1371 nucleotides long. RefSeq names its product NAD(P)-binding protein. The transcript is spliced from 3 exons. Lineage: Eukaryota; Fungi; Ascomycota; Leotiomycetes; Helotiales; Mollisiaceae. Gene Ontology annotation, biological process: secondary metabolic process. The record is from RefSeq and is a predicted model, not a curated record. The coding region runs from base 305 to 1354 and encodes 349 amino acids.
AGCGACUGCGCAAGACGUCCAACAGACAUUUCCUACCUGAUGGGAGGCGUCGCUGUGCGAAUUUUGCAAAUGAUUGGGUCUGCGAUCCAAUUUGCAUUCCGCGUCGGUGAUUUCCACCCAUGAAACAGCAAGAUGACGGCGUGGCUGUCAUCUGGUUGCAGAAGAACGCGUGCUUUGCGCUGCCUGUGAUUCCGCCGAGACGCGGCUCACUGACAUUAUAUACAAGAGCAAUGUCACAUCACUUGUCUCCUCAUAAUUCCCUCAGCUACUAUCAAUUGACUUGACUCAUUUCAAGCUUUAAACAAUGGUGUCUUUAGAUGUCGUGCACGCGUCCAAUGCGAGGUUAAGAGAGCUUGGCCCUGGGCUUGUAGCUCUAUUUGUCGGCGGAACAAGUGGUAUCGGCGAGUACACGCUCAAGGCGUUCGUGAAGCAUUCAGUCUCCCCACGAGUCUACCUGGUUGGAAGGAACGCCUCUUCCGCAGAACGAAUUAUCGAGGAAUGCCGUGGUUUAAACAAAGAUGGGAAAAUCGAAUUCAUAAAGGCGGAUGUAUCGGAGCUUGCAGAGGUCGAUAGAGCCUGCAAGGAGAUUGCGGCCAAGGAGAAGAGCAUCAAUUUGAUCCUGCAGACGCAGGGCAAUCUAAAUCUGCGAGGCAGAGAUGAAUCUCCAGAAGGACUCGCUCGAAAGUUUACGUUGAACUUUUAUUCUCGAAUGCGAUUUACUUCGAAUCUCCUGCCUCUCCUCCGAGCAGCAACCACAUCCCCUCCCGGCUUCGCGCGCUCAGUCAGUGUCCUAGGUGCAGGGCACGAGGGAUCCAUCAACCUGGAUGAUCUCGAGCUGAAAACUACAUUCUCAACUACCACUUGUGCGGACCAAAGCAUUACAAUGAACGAUUUCAUGGCCGAGCAGUUCGCUGCGAGGGAGCCGAGUGUUAGCUUCAUGCAAACAUCUCCAGGUGUUGUAAAUACGGGCCUUGCAAGGGAGCUGCCAUUCUGGGCUCGUGUCGCUAUGAAGGGAUUGACGCCGGUGGUCAAACUGUUUGCCACCGGCGCAGAUGAGACUGGGGAGAGACAACUCUUUCAUGCUACAAGCGGCAUGUAUCCGCCAGCAAAACCUUUGGCUGGUUCAGCAGUCGCCUCAGGAGUACCAUUGCCAACAGGAAUGGCUAUUGGAACUGGUUCUGAUGGCAAGGUGGGUAGUGGAGGCUAUAUUGUGAGCCCUGUAGGAGAUAUUACGGGUAAUGCGAAGCUUCUGAGUGAUUACCGAGCGAAAGGCGUCUCGCAGAUAGUCUGGGACCAUGCAUAUAGUAUUUUUGAGAGGGUGCAGAAGCUCAAUGAGAGCAGAAAUGCUUCAUGAGCUUCUGGCCCGGGCGG